Molecule: messenger RNA, 491 nt
Organism: Gracilinanus agilis (Agile Gracile Mouse Opossum)
Lineage: Eukaryota; Metazoa; Chordata; Mammalia; Didelphimorphia; Didelphidae
Product: cytochrome c oxidase subunit 6C-2
Exons: 4
Coding region: 119-346 (75 amino acids)
Biological process (GO): mitochondrial electron transport, cytochrome c to oxygen
Source: RefSeq, a predicted model, not a curated record
CCUCCAGGCUCCCUUCCUGUGGCUUCUCCAGCUCUGCGCUUGCGCGGCUUUCCAUCGUCCUUCAUUUCGCCGGCCUGUCACCGGGGAAGGACGUUGGUGCUGAGGAAGAAUUGUCAACAUGUCUGCUCCCAUUUUGGCAAAACCACAGCUGCGAGGCCUUUUGGCUAAACGCUUGCGAAUUCAUAUCAUGGCAGCAUUUGCUCUGUCCUUGGGAUGUGCUACUAUGUAUAAGUUUGGAGUGGCUGAACCCAGGAAAAGGGCAUAUCAAGAUUUCUAUAGAAGGUAUGAUUCUCUGAAAGAUUUUGAAGAGAUGUAUCAAGCUGGUGUCUUUCAGUAUGGAAAAUAAUCACAAAAUAUACAGGUUCCAAUGGCUUGAGGUCCCAGGAUACUUAUCCCUUACCUAUUUUUCUUGUGCUAUAAUGUGUAACAUCCACACUGGCUGUGUUUAACUUGAGAAUAAACAGUUGAUGACCUAUAUGUGGUAACUUAAA